GGAAAAUUCGGCGACUUACUCAAAGAAGGCCUCGAAAAUAAAGGAUGGACCGUAGCAAAGCAACCGCUUGACAAUGAUUCAUCAAGGUUCAACCUCCUAGCGACAAGAAAACCCUUAGAUGAAGUUUCUCCGCGAUUGAUAUUCAACACGCACUUGGAUACUGUACCUCCAUAUAUACCUCCAACAGAAGAUGAAGAGAAUAUUUACGGACGAGGUUCUUGUGAUGCAAAAGCGCAGUUGGCUUGUAUGGUAUCGGCUGCUCAGUCCUUGGUGGAAUCCCAUCCAGAUGUAGCCGAUCAAGUCGGGCUUCUAUUUGUCGUUGGUGAAGAAGUUGACCAUGUUGGAAUGCAGAAAGCCAACGACUUCAAAUCUUUGAAACCUGAAUAUCUAGUUGUAGGCGAACCAACGGAGCUGAAGUUCGCAACCAUUCAGAAGGGUGCGCUAAAGGUCGCCAUAAAGUGUAAAGGGAAGGCAGGUCAUUCAGGAUAUCCCUCAGAAGGCGAAAGUGCUAUACAUAAGUUAAUUCCUGUUCUCAAUGAUAUUCUCAACUAUGAAUGGCCUAGUGAUGAUAAAUCAGGUGCCACGACUAUAAACAUAGGAAUUAUCGAAGGAGGACAUGCACAAAAUGCUUUUGCAGAAUUUGCGCAAGCAAAGAUUUUUGUGAGAGUCACUACCUCUGUAGCAGAAGAUCAAAAGAGAUUAGAAAAAAUUGUAGCAGGCCGUGCUGAAAUCGAACACUUGUCUUCAAAUGAUCCUGUAGCGCUCGAUGGCGCACCUUUGGAUUAUGCUACUGAUCAAGUAGCGUUCAAUACUGAUUUAUCCUACUAUGAAGGACUCUCUUGUCUCAAAGGAAAAUACUUGUUUGGAGCUGGAACGAUCAAAGUCGCACAUUCAGCACGAGAAUUUGUGCCGAAGAAAGAACUCCAUGCUUGUAAAGACGUUCUAAUAGCUUUAGCUGUCAAAUUGUGCUCAGAAAAGAAAUGA
Cylicocyclus nassatus is the source of this 984-nucleotide messenger RNA. The record is from the annotation of a GenBank genome assembly. Lineage: Eukaryota; Metazoa; Nematoda; Chromadorea; Rhabditida; Strongylidae.